AUGCAAACACGUUCAACAUUAGAUACAAGUUCAAAUAAUUUAUUUACAAAUAUUGAACGGUUAGGUACAUGUGAUUUAUUAUCCUAUGGACAACUUUCAUAUGAUACUAUAUUAACAUCAAUCCAAAGUAAUAAUACAUUACCAUUAUCAGUUAAUUAUUUUUGUACAUGGUUUGAUGAAGAUGAUUUAAUAAUAUCCUUAAUAAGUUAUAAUUUAUGUAAAUCUAGUAUAUUACUUGAACACACAACAAAAGAAUAUAAUGAAUUAUAUAUACAUUUAAUUGAACGUAAUUAUAAAUUAAUAACUAAAACUCAUGCAUAUACAUCAUGUUUAUUUUUACUUGAAAGUCAUGAAGUUGAUUUAAAUUCAUAUGAUAUUUGA
This is a messenger RNA of Rotaria sp. Silwood1, 381 nucleotides long. NCBI's taxonomy places the organism in Eukaryota, Metazoa, Rotifera, Eurotatoria, Philodinida, Philodinidae. The record is from the annotation of a GenBank genome assembly.